Molecule: messenger RNA, 3836 nt
Organism: Spodoptera frugiperda (fall armyworm)
Lineage: Eukaryota; Metazoa; Arthropoda; Insecta; Lepidoptera; Noctuidae
Exons: 17
Coding region: 157-3687 (1176 amino acids)
Biological process (GO): DNA-templated DNA replication; double-strand break repair
Molecular function (GO): DNA-directed DNA polymerase activity; DNA binding
Source: RefSeq, a predicted model, not a curated record
UCUUAGCAUAAAGACUAGGCAUCCGAAUUUAAAAAAAAAACGAGUAAUGUCACAUAAAUGGGCGCGAAGCGAAAAUUAUAUUUUAUUUUACUACUAUAGACGGCCAAGCCAUUCAGCAAUCAAUUCGGUUCUUAGUUUUACUUUUAGUAAUUUGGUAUGGAUCGACGUCCUAGUCAUCGUUAUAAGCCCAGAGGAUAUUACGAAAACCAUUUAUCUCCUUUUGGGAAUAAAGUAUUAAUCAUUCUCAAAAAGCAAUGGGGCAAAGUGCAUAUGUCAAAUAAAACUGUAUGUCAACCUCCGCCAUUCCCUACCCGACAGAACAGAGUGUUAUGCUUCAAUGACGCCUCUAUCUUUGAUUUUCCACAUACACAAGUCACACAAGAGGGACUAUUUACUGAACCUGUUCCUUGUGAUCAGAUAAAUACAAGUGAACAUUUGUUGGAAAAUAAUUUAGGACUUGAAGCUGUUUCGGAAAAGGACAAUAAUAAUGAUUUCCUUCAUCCGAUUAUUUCUAAUAAUGAAAAUUUACUCAGUAUCAUUUCCGAUAAGAAUUCCUCUGAUACUGUAUUUAUUGAACCGAAGAUAAAUAAAAUUGAUGAUAUAAAUUGGGAUGAUAUGCUUGAUUCGGAAUUAUUUGUAAAAAAUACCGCUGGUGGAGAAACAGAUUGCAAAGAAUUAGAUGAAGACCAUAAUAUUAUUAAUAGUACGAUUUCUAUGGAAUCUGCCUUUAUCCCACGUAGGGUUAGUGAUGUUGGCAAAGAAAAUAAAUAUAAAAAGAAAAGUAAAAACACGAAAAGUAAUGUGUCAGAUCUAAGUGCAAAAGUACGUAAAUACAAUAACAAUGCAGAGACAAGUAAUCCAAAAGUAAUGGUUGAGAUGAAACGAACAAACAAAAAACAUUUACGAAAGCAAAAAUAUACAAAGGCUGUUAAAAAUUGGCUUGAUAAUGUCGAAUCCCCGCAUCUCGUUUGUGCAAACGCAGACAAAGAGUGCAUUAACGAAUUGAAGACUAAAUGCGGGACCAAAGAUGAUGUGCUGCGAAAUCCCGAACCAAAUAAGCAUCUGAACAAAAUGUGUGAUACACCUGACAAAGAAAUGGAUUCAGACAAAGCACAGUCUGCAAUGAGGACAGCGAAGAAAGUUGUUCAAGCUCAAUUGGCAAAUAAGGAUGGCAUCAUGAAGUUCAGUAAACCAAAAAUUACAGACAAACGAGUUGAUGGUGAAUCUGUUUCUCGGCAAAGUACGAGUAAAGACAAUCGAAAUAAAAAAAUAAAUAAAUUCGUAGUUCCCAUUAAAUCUCAAAAUGCGGAAGUUGUUAAGUUUCAAGUUCACUCAGUUGAUGAAGAAAAUAUUGUUAGUUACAAUGACAGUCUCCUACAAGCGAAGGAUAAAGAAAUUAUUGCUGUUUUGAUAUACAGCAAUGGUUUCUGUCAGCUUAAUAGUCAUUACACUAACGACGCGUGCUCUCCUAGCGGCAUCAUCAUCUGCCAUAACGCUAUGUUCUACUGUUUCCAGACUCCUGUCAUAGUAUUCUUGUCAUUCUCUAUACACAUUUUAAUCAAACUCGCUUUAGGUUUUUUCACUGGUGGAGGAUUCCAGCUAUCUUCCUCGGAUGGAGGAUCGGUGGUGUUGGUGGAGGCGCUGGCGAAGGGUAGGCUUCGUGAGGAACAUUAUUCGUGCUUGGCGCUCUCUGGUCCGAAUCUCAAGAAAGCACUAAGUUACUUGCUCAAGAACAAUAUCGUAGUGUGUUACGACGCUCGUAGUGUUCUAAUGUACCUCGGGUCCCAUUUAGAAUUGGACAUUAGCGCAGUAGAGAUGCGCGAUGCCAAGGCAAGUCAUAUCGGCGCCACGUUGCUGGACCCGGAUAAUCCGCCGGAGAACUUCUCGGCUCUACAAAGGCUGCUGGCCCUUUCCUCCGUGUCUGCGUCGGUCACAUCGACAGAGUGUUCGCUGCAAAAAUCGAGCUGGUAUAUGAGCCAACUGAAGGAGUGUUGGCUCAAAUUAUUAGAUAUGCUGAAAGAAAAUUCUCUAUGGGAUGUAUUCAUUGAAAUUGAAAUGAAAGUAUUACCUAUCAUUACUGCUAUGGAGCUUCGUGGCGUAUGCGUCGACAUAGAAACCUUAAACUCGAUGGAGCAAGCAGUGGUCGAUCGGUUGAAGGCGGUGGAGGCGCGCUGCCACACGGUGGCCGGCCGAGUGUUCCAGGUCAGCUCGCCGGCGCAGGUGCGCGCGCUGCUGUACGACGAGCUGCGGCUGGACGACCAGUGCAACCUCACCGUCAGGGGAACUGUGGCCAAGGGGGCCAAGUCCACGAGUGAAACCACGCUGCGCAGGCUGGCGGCAGUGUCGGCGCACGAGCUGCCGCGGCUGGUGCUGGAGUACCGGCACCUGCACAAGGCACACGCCACCUUCCUGGCCGGCAUCGCGCAGCACGUCCGCCACGGAGUCGUCCGACCUACUUGGGUGCAGAUGGCAUCGGCGACGGGGCGCAUCGCAGCCAGCAACCCCAACCUGCAGGCUAUACCCAAGGCUCCCUUCAGCCUCUUCCUGUUCCCCGGUGCAGACGACGAGCGCGCGUGGCCGGCGCUACAUCUGCGCGCGUGCUACGUGGCGCGGCCGGGCCGGCGCCUGCUGGCCGCCGACUUCCGCCACGUCGAGUGCCGCGUGUUCGCCCACCUGGCGGCCGACGCCGGCCUGCUCCGCGCGCUCGCCCAGCCGGGCGACUUCUUCACGCAGCUCGCAGCCGACUGGCUAAAGAAACCUGAAAGUGAAGUAGUCGCCGAGGAAAGGGAGCGGACGAAGCGGUUAGUGUACGCGAGUCUGUACGGCGCCGGGCCGCGCAAGCUGAUGGAGAUACUGGGCGUGAGCUACCAGCGCGCGCUGCAGGUGGCGGCCAGCUUCCACAGAACGUUUCCGUCGCUGAAGGAGUUCGGCGCCACAGUAUGGCGGCGCUGCGUGGCGGAGCGCGGCCGCGUGCGCUCGCUGCGCGGCCGCCUGCGCGUGCUGCCGGCCGCCGCGCGCCCUGCCUCGCCCGCCGACCGCGCUGCCUCGCCCGCCGACCUCGCAGCCUCACCCACCGACCUCGCAGCCUCGCCCGCUGACUGCGCGCAGGCGCAGCGUCAGGCCCUUAACUUUGUCGUACAGGGGUCUGCCGCCGACGUGUGCAAGACGGCCAUGGUGGCCACGGCGCGCGAGCUGGACGCGGCCGACGCGGCGCUGGUGCUGCAGCUGCACGACGAGCUCGUGUGGGACGUGGACGAGCGCCGCCUGCACCACGUCGCAGGUCACUGUGCCCCGUGUGUAAUGUAUAUAUGUAGUGUACAGUAUGUAGUGUGGUGUAGUGUACAGUAUGUAGUGUGGUGUAGUGUACAGUAUGUAGUGUGGUGUAGUGUACAGUAUGUAGUGUGGUGUAGUGUGCAGUAUGUAGUGUGGUGUAGUGUACAGUAUGUAGUGUGGUGUAGUGUACAGUAUGUAGUGUGGUGUAGUGUACAGUAUGUAGUGUGGUGUAGUGUACAGUAUGUAGUGUGGUGUAGUGUGCAGUAUGUAGUGUGGUGUAGUGACGGUGUGGCUGCAGGCGUGGUGUCGCGCGCGAUGUCUGGGUGCGGGCGGGCGUGCGGGCUGCGCGUGUCGCUGCCGGUGUCGCUGCGCGUGGGCCGGGACUGGGCGCACAUGGAGCCCUACUCUGUGUGACCUGACGCCUCCAAGUCUUGUAUUACUGUGGUGAACGGUUAUUCUCUACUCUGCCUGUGACUUGUCUGUACUUGCUACGGCACUGUUCACUAUGUUUGUGAACCUCGCUUGUUUAUAAGUAUAUCUCACAUAAAUAUUAUAAAGAAUAA